Molecule: messenger RNA, 1622 nt
Organism: Alosa sapidissima (American shad)
Lineage: Eukaryota; Metazoa; Chordata; Actinopteri; Clupeiformes; Clupeidae
Product: zinc finger protein 501-like
Exons: 2
Coding region: 1-1344 (447 amino acids)
Biological process (GO): regulation of transcription by RNA polymerase II
Cellular component (GO): nucleus
Molecular function (GO): RNA polymerase II transcription regulatory region sequence-specific DNA binding; DNA-binding transcription factor activity, RNA polymerase II-specific
Source: RefSeq, a predicted model, not a curated record
AUGUCUUUCUCAAGCGCUGGACGUUUAUUUCUGAGAGCUCCAGCUACCGUCUCCAUGGCAACCCACUACGGAGAUGCCCAAGGGAUCCAAGUGAACACAAAAGGGAAAACUUUUGAAAAAAGAAACAAAGAGAGACAUCACAAUCAGUCUUGGUACAGGAAGACUCCAGACCAUAAAUUACAUCACCAAUCGGAGGUCGUGAGAAAAAGACAUCGCAUCCAGUGUAAUAAGACGUUUUCUCAACUCUCUACUCUUGCACAUCAUCAACAAAUGCGCGCAGGUGAGAAGCCCCUUCAGUGCAUAACAUACGGGAAGAGUUUCAGGAGGAGCACAGCACUCAUCCAACAUCAACUCACUAAUGUUAAGACACACCAGAGGAUCCAUGCUAGGGAAAGGCCCUAUCAGUGUAAAACAUGUGGGAAGAGUUUCAGGGGUCGCACAUGGCUGACAAAACAUCAGAUCAUCCAUACUGGGGAAAAGUCACAUCACUGUUCCCUGUGUGGGAAGAGCUUUACACAAGAGUAUAAUCUCAACAGACACAAAAAGAUCCAUACUGGGGAAAGGCCAUAUCAAUGUACUACAUGUGGGAAGAGUUUUAGGAGGAACUCGUGUCUUACCAAACAUCAGAAGACGCAUACUGGAGAAAAGCCAUAUCAGUGUUCGCAGUGUGAGCAAAGUUUCAGGAGCAGCAUAGAACUUCUCAAACAUCAGAAAACACAUCCUGGAAAGCCUCUUCAGUGUUCCCACUGUGGAAAGAGCUUUAGUGUAGCGGGUAAUCUCAGGAAACACCAGAAGAUCCACGCCGAGGAAAAGCCCUAUCAAUGCAACACAUGCGGCAAAAGUUUUAAAACAAUGUCGUAUCUGACCAAACACCAGGAGAUACAUACUGCAGAAAGGCCAUAUCAGUGUGCUCAGUGCGGAAAGGCCUUUAGUCGAGCGACUUAUCUCAAGACACAUCAGAGGAUCCAUUCUGAGGAAAGGCCUUAUCAGUGUAACACAUGUGGAAAGAGUUUCAGGAGAACCUCAUGUCUAAGCAAACAUCAGAUCAUCCAUACUGGGGAAAGGUCACAUCACUGUUCUCAGUGUGGGAAGAGCUUUAGACAAGAGUAUAAUCUCAACAGACACAAGAGAACCCAUACUGGGGAAAGACCAUAUCAAUGUACUACAUGCGGGAAAAGUUUUAGGACGAACUCGUGUCUUACCAAACAUCGGAUGACGCAUACUGGAGAAAAGCCAUAUUCGUGUUCUCAGUGUGGAAAAGCCUUCUGUAAAGCAUAUACUCUCAAGGUGCACCAGAGGACCCAUACCUAUGAAAGAGAACCACCAGUGAGCAGUACAUUAUAGUAUCGGUCUAUUGGAGGUUCUGAGCUCAUGAACUUGAACCCAGACUCACUCUCUCUGCAUUCUGUGCAGUGAAGAAAACAGAACUUUGGGGGAGUGUGUUGAUAUGAUUAUUUCAAUGGAACUAAGCUUUUAAAACACGCAUUUGCAAGAUGUGUAUUAAAGGUACACUAUGCAGGUUUACAUAUUUUUGGUGACUGUAGAGCUCCCUCUCGAGUCACAAUAUAUUUAUAUUUUACUCUGCUGUUGUAAAAAGAAAACUUCUUGUGACUCACAACCCC